AUGUCCAAAAGAGCAUCAUCUGAACUUAAUAAUACCAGCCAGAGCAAGAAAUCUAAAGAUGUAAGUAGCACGUAUUUUCAUGUGUCUUUACGAGAAAGCGGGCUUAUUCUGAAACAUCCUCCGGAAAAAUGCACAACUUCCUUUGAGACUAUUCAAAUUAUCCGUAAUCUAAAAAAAAACCUUGAAAAGCAUUUUGAUUACCCAAGAAAUUUGAUUGACCUGUUUAUGAAUUUAGAGGAUGAGUGUAAAGAUUUGGAAAUAUUCAAACAUUACCUGUUCCCUAAUAUUAUGAGGAUCGGUGGAGAUAGUGGUGAAGAGUACCUUGUAAACGACAGUGUCAUUAAGAUACUACUUAGUGUUCCAGUCAUUCAGAAUAAAAUAACUGAAUACAUAUUUGAAAAGGCAAUUGAUUUGGCUGCUGAAUCUAAGUGUGGACCCUGGAUACGGAUGAUACUUAAAUGCUUUUCCUCUUUGGAUAGUAUUGUGACUACGGAUAAGAUAUCCACAAAUCUAAUAAACCUCUUAGAUGUUGCUUCAGAGAAAAUGGUCAAACUGGAGAUAAUAACUGCUAUACCUGAUAUAAUUGGAGAUCAAGAGCAUGACAACAUUGCUACCGAAAUGAGCAGAAUUUUAAGUGAAGAUCGGGAUCUGAUCCCUGCUAUUUUAGAUUGCCUUUCCUACUUAUGUUUAUCUGAUGACCAGUAUGCCAAAUUACAGACAAAAUCACUAAAUCUUUUAUCAAGUCUCUCCAGAUGUAGUAAUUUUCCUAAUUAUGUUAAAUUCCUGUUAAUGCCUGGGAGAAUGAGUGAUGCCUCUUAUUUGGAAACAGUACAAGGCUUGAGAAAUGCUCUAGGAUGGACUAUUUCUAUGAAUCAUGAGGAGAGAACUACAAGCCAGAUACUCACUGCUACAGCUAUAAGGAAUUCUAUGAUUUCAUCCAAAGUUAUUAGCAAUUCAUGGUUAAAAGCAAUAUCUCUAUGUAAAGAGUCUGCAUCCUACAAGCCCAUUGAUCUUAUUGUUCUAUUUAUUGCAUAUUCAACAACAGAAGAGAAAAAAAAACAAGUAGAAAACUUAAUUAGAAAACAGGUCAAAUUAAAUAUUCUCAAAAUAGAGUUAUUGGACAAGGUGUUCAUUCAUUUCCAGCCAAUAUUAAGAGAAUAUUUGAAACAUGUAAUUGAUCUUUCAAAUUCACUGUUAAAGACAAAUACUGAUCCAGAUAGCAGCCUGGAUAUAUUCACUGGCCGUAUAUAUACACACUUAUUAAAAUAUUUAGAUGACUGUCGUGACAUAACUAUUGCAGGACUACUACAGUUAGGGCUUGACUCUAAGCAUUGUGUUAUGAAGAUCAUAGUUAUUUUGAAUGAUACCUUUGACCAUGAAUUUGCUCUUUUGAAAUCACAAAGUGUUCAAAUGCUGACACUACUAGACAGACUAGAUACUAUGUCUCUGGAUGAAGUAAGAGGUGUGAUGAAUGUGCUAUGCGCAUUAGCCUAUUCCUUUAGGGAAUCAGUAAUAAGAGAUGAUCUCCAUAUGAUAAUUAGAAAAGAAUUAGGAUCUUCUAAUCCAAGAGUAAAAGUUCAGGGCAUUCUGGCGGGAGUCUACGCCGUUAGGUACCUACUGUAUGAAGACACAAGUACCGUCAUUGGAUAUGACAGGCAAGGUAAUCAAGUCACCCAUACUGCUGAUCUUGAAAGUAAUGCCCGUGAUACAGCACAAAUAAUAGAACUAUUAAGCCAAAGCACUAGACAAUUCCCAGAUAUGACUGCUUUCUUCUAUGAUGAAUUGUCGAAAGUUGUAUUGCGAGCUUCACUCUCAAAUAAGCAGGCAUUGUUAUGGCUUACUGAUGCUGUAACCAAUGAUUUACAGCAAAAUUUUAUUGUUGACUCAAUAGAAGUUGAUAGAAUUAAUGAUUUAAAGUUAACUAUGCAGUACUGUCUUAAUGCAGAGGGCGAAAUUGAUGAGGUGAUUGCUAUUAACAUUGCUGGCUUAACUUUGGAUUCUAAGGCUGAAGUGUAUAUUGGCAUCUUGUCUCCCCUCUUUCAACUUGUCCAAACAUUGCAUUACAGGCAAUAUGACGGCAAUUUGUCAAGCAUAGAUGCUCUAUUAGGAUGCCCUGUUAUUAUGCCAAAGUUUGACAUAAACUUAAUUGAAGAUAUGGAUUCAGUAGCAAUUACUAAUAUUUUAGAUUGCUUAGUCCAUUGUAUAAAUUGGUUCAUUGAAUUAAUCAAUGCAUUUGCAACCCAAAAUGAUAAAGAAUUGAAUGGAAAGAUAUUAAAAAGGAUAUAUCAAAUUGAAGAGUUGGAAACAACUGUUAAAGAAAUUCUUAUCAGAAGUAAGAUUACUUAUAAACCACCUAUUUGUUCUUUUAAUGUUAACAAAUAUACUGGUGAACAACUUGAGGUGAAACCUAUAAAAGCACAAACUGGUAAACAGAAAGGGUCAACAAAGAAGCCUGGCCAAGAUGAUAGUGUGCUACCACAAACUGCAAGGUCUCAAGCUACACAAAACAAUGCCUCUGUGAAAAAUAGUCUAGAACUAAGUCACAAUAUACCAGUCAGACAGUUGAAUUUGAAUAUAAUCCAUUUAAUCAAAACUGAAAUGACUGAGGAAAAAGCAUCAACAACUGAACUCACAGUAAAAACUCUGACUUUUUUGUUAAAAAGUCUAAACAGUAACAUAGAGAAAGUGCUAUUAUCCAAAAUUAAACGAAAAACAUUUCUAUCGAACCAAAACAGUGUUGCUUAUAACGCUGAGGAAGCUGAAAAAUGCGCGAAGACUGUUAAAGACGUACUACCUCAAAUGGUAGAACAUUUGAAAUUUGUGACUUUAUCUAUGGACAAAUGUAUGGGAACCCAAGAUGAAAAUGAAGUUGCAUACACACUUGAUUUACUUAAUCUAAUCACUUGCUUGGAGUCCAUCUUCAAUUUCUGCACUAUAUUUUUUAAAUGGGUAGGUUUUAAACAAAUUGUUCACAGUCCUUUACUGAAGAGUUCUCUGAAUGUCAUAGCAAACACAACUGAUGAUGCAGCAACUAUAGGAGACCUUCUAAUCACUGUUGCUCAAAAUCUGCUGAAAUAUGAAAAGUAUUGUUUACAAAUCUCUACUGCAAUAUCUCUCAUAGAAUUUUUGAAAAGUAUACAAAUCCAUUCUGAUAGCCGAGUUAUACUUAACAUUUCAAAGAUACUAGCUCAGAAUUUCUUAUCGCGGCAAUGGAAAACUCCUGAAGGAAUAUUAGAAAAGGGAUUACUGUAUAACCAAAGCAUAGAUAUUUUGGCUUCUAUUUACUUUAUAAAUAAAGAAGUAUUAGCACUGAAAAAUUUGAGUUUGCAGUUAACAGAAGACAUAAAAUUGCUUAAAAGUAAUAAAAAUACUUUAAGCACUUUCAAGUGCAUAAACAAAAGCAAUUUUCCCAUAUUUUAUAGAAACCUGGGCUCUGCGCUUCAUGAUGCAACUAAAGCUUGCUUAGAGAAAGGUAUGACUAACUCUGAACAUUUACAUUUGUGGAAAGAAGUAGCUACUAUAAUGAAACAUAUGUCUGACAUUGCAAAAACCCUUGAAAACAGAAAUAAUUUAACUGCGUUCUUUAAGAAAUCGUUACCAGUUCUAAAACUUUUCAUAUCACAAGGAAUUCCUAUUUUGGAAAUUCAGUUUAAAAGCGAAAAUCAAGAAGUUUUGGAAAUUCUUAAAAUUCUCCAGCAGUCCACGAGAUUUUUACAGACAUUAUGUUGCCAUUCAAGACUGAAGAAAGAUACUGUAUUGAUGAGUAAGGUCCCACAUAUGAGGCAACUUCUCGAAACUUUGAUUUAUAAAGUAAAAGCUGUAUUGGCUGCGAAUAAUUGUACCGAGGCAUUUUGGAUGGGAAACCUCAAAAACAAAGAUAUUCAUGGGGAAGUUAUUGCCUCUCAACAAAGUGUUGAAAGCGAAGACUCUGUUGAAGAUUGCGACGAACAGUUGCCUGAAGAUGAAGACAGUGACGACACAGACGAUGAUAUGCUAAAUCCAGAUUCUAGAAGUGUAAGUGACAUUGUAUGA
Spodoptera littoralis (African cotton leafworm) is the source of this 4032-nucleotide messenger RNA. The record is from the annotation of a GenBank genome assembly. Lineage: Eukaryota; Metazoa; Arthropoda; Insecta; Lepidoptera; Noctuidae.